Lontra canadensis (Northern American river otter) is the source of this 3830-nucleotide messenger RNA. RefSeq names its product mutS homolog 3 (gene MSH3). Gene Ontology annotation, biological process: somatic recombination of immunoglobulin gene segments; mitotic recombination; mismatch repair. The coding region runs from base 44 to 3424 and encodes 1126 amino acids. The record is from RefSeq and is a predicted model, not a curated record. Gene Ontology annotation, cellular component: nucleus. NCBI's taxonomy places the organism in Eukaryota, Metazoa, Chordata, Mammalia, Carnivora, Mustelidae. The transcript is spliced from 24 exons. Gene Ontology annotation, molecular function: ATP binding; mismatched DNA binding; ATP-dependent DNA damage sensor activity.
CCGGGCUCGGACCUUCCUGGGUGGUGUUGCUCUGUAUCGUGCGAUGUCGGGCCGGAAACCUGCCUUUGGCCGUGCCGCUACCACCAGCCCAGCCCCUGCAGGGCAAGCGGUUUUGAGCAGAUUCUUCCAGUCUACGGGAAGCCUGAAGUCCACCUCGUCCCCCACGGGUACAGCCGACAAGGCCGACCCUGACUCUGACUCCGCAGCGCCCCUAGCGUCCACUUUCCCGCCUCAGUUGCCGCCACACGUGGUUGCAGAAGUUGGCAGCGGUAAAAAGAGACCGCUGGAGAGUGAUGGGCCUGUUCAAAAGAAAGCAAAGAAAGUCCAAGAAAAGGAAGGAAGAAGUGAUUCAAUAAAGUUUGGGAAUGCUGAGCCAAAGAAAUGUCUGAGGACCAAGAAUGUUUUAAAGUCUCUGGAAAAAUUGAAAGAAUUCUGCUGCGAUUCCGCCCCUCCUCGAUAUAGAGUCCAGACAGAACCUCUUCAGGAGAGAUUGGCAGUUCUGCCAAAAUGUACUGAUUUUGACGAUAUCAAUCAUCUACGUGCAAAGAAGGCAGUUUCUUGUGAAGACUCCAAAUCUCGUAUUAGUCAAAAGGAUAAGACGCUUUCUGAUCUCAGUCCUUUUGGAUCAUUACACACGGGUAAUGACAAUUCACUGAAAACUUCUGAUCCUAAGCCAUCUAACAAACGGUCAAAAAGCAUUUACACACCUUUAGAAUUACAAUACAUAGAACUGAAACAACAGCAGAAAGAUGCAAUUUUGUGUGUGGAAUGUGGAUAUAAAUAUAGAUUCUUUGGGGAAGAUGCAGAGAUUGCAGCCCGGGAGCUCAAUAUUUAUUGUCAUUUAGAUCACAACUUCAUGACAGCAAGCAUACCUACUCACAGACUGUUUGUUCAUGUACGCCGCCUCGUGGCAAAGGGAUAUAAGGUGGGAGUUGUGAAGCAGACGGAAACUGCAGCAUUAAAGGCGGUCGGGGACAACAGAAGUUCACUGUUUUCCCGGAAACUGACUGCUCUUUAUACGAAAUCUACACUCAUUGGAGAAGAUGUGAACCCUUUAGUCAAGCUGGAUGAUGCUGUAAAUGUCGAUGAGAUAAUCACUGAUACUUCUACCAGCUUUCUUUUGUGUAUCUGUGAAAAUAAGGAAAAUGUAAAGGACAGAAAAAAAGGGAACAUUUUUAUUGGAAUCGUGGGAGUGCAGCCUGCCACAGGUGAGGUGGUGUUUGACAGUUUCCAGGACUCUGCUUCCCGUUCGGAGCUGGAGACGCGAAUACUGUGCCUGCAGCCGGUGGAGCUGCUGCUUCCCUCACACUUGUCAGAGCAGACGGAGACACUCGUGCACAGAGCCACAGCUGCCAGUGUACGGGAUGAUAGAAUUCGAGUAGAAAGGAUGGAUAACAUGUAUUUUGAAUACAGCCAUGCUUUCCAGGCGGUUACAGAGUUUUAUGCAAAAGAUGCACUUGACCUCCAAGCUUCUCAAACUUUUUCUGGCAUCAUUAAUUUGGAGAAGCCUGUGAUUUGCUCUUUGGCUGCCAUAAUAAGAUACCUCAAAGAAUUUAACUUGGAAAAGGUGCUUUCCAAGCCCAAGAAUUUUAAACAGUUGUCGGGUGAAAUGGAAUUUAUGACAAUUAAUGGAACAACAUUAAGAAACCUUGAAAUCCUACAGAAUCAGACUGACAUGAAAACCAAAGGAAGUUUACUUUGGGUCUUAGACCAUACUAAAACUUCAUUUGGGAGACGGAAGUUAAAGAAAUGGGUGACCCAGCCUCUCCUUAAACUAAGGGAGAUAAAUGCUCGACUAGAUGCUGUAUCUGAAGUGCUCCAUUCAGAAUCCAGUGUGUUUGGUCAGAUAGAAAAUCAUCUGCGUAAACUACCUGAUAUAGAGAGAGGACUCUGUAGCAUUUAUCACAAAAAAUGUUCUACGCAAGAGUUCUUCUUGAUUGUCAAAACCCUGUAUCAUCUGCAGUCAGAAUUUCAAGCAUUAAUACCUGCUGUUAAUUCCCACGUUCGGUCAGACUUGCUGCAGACAUCUCUUUUAGAAAUUCCUGAACUCCUUAGUCCAGUGGAGCGUUACUUAAGGAUCCUUAAUGAACAAGCUGCCAAGACUGGAAAUAAAACUGAAUUAUUCAAAGACCUUACUGAGUUCCCUUUAAUAAAAAAGAGGAAAGAUGAAAUUCAAGAAGUUACUGACAAGAUCCAAAUACAUUUGCAAGAAAUACGAAAAGUACUGAAAAAUCCUUCUAUACAAUAUGUGACAGUGUCAGGACAAGAGUUUAUGAUUGAAAUAAAGAAUUCUGCUGUAUCUUGUAUACCAGCUGAUUGGGUUAAGGUUGGAAGCACAAAAGCUGUGAGCCGUUUUCACUCUCCUUUUAUUGUAGAAAAUUACAGACAUCUGAAUCAGCUCCGGGAGCAGCUAGUCCUUGACUGCAGUGCUGAAUGGCUUGGUUUUCUAGAGAAUUUCAGCGAACAUUAUCACUCCUUGUGUAAAGCAGUACAUCACUUAGCAACUGUUGACUGCAUUUUCUCCCUGGCCAAGGUCGCUAAGCAAGGAGAUUACUGCAGACCAACUCUGCAGGAGGAGAGGAAAAUCGUGAUUAAAAAUGGUCGGCACCCUGUGAUUGACAUGUUGCUGGGAGAACAGGAUCAGUAUGUUCCCAACAGUACGAAUUUAUCAGAGAAUUCAGAGAGAGUAAUGAUAAUCACUGGACCAAACAUGGGUGGAAAGAGCUCCUACAUAAAACAAGUUGCACUGAUUACUAUCAUGGCUCAGAUUGGCUCCUACGUUCCUGCAGAGGAAGCAACAAUUGGAAUCGUGGAUGGCAUUUUCACGAGGAUGGGAGCGGCAGAUAAUAUAUAUAAAGGACAGAGUACCUUUAUGGAAGAGCUGACUGACACUGCAGAAAUAAUAAGACAAGCAACAUCCCAGUCCUUGGUUAUCUUGGAUGAAUUGGGAAGAGGGACGAGCACCCAUGAUGGAAUCGCCAUUGCUUAUGCUACACUCGAGCAUUUUAUUAGAGAUGUGAAAUCCUUAACCCUGUUUGUCACCCAUUAUCCACCAGUUUGUGAAUUAGAAAAAAGUUACUUGCAACAGGUGGGAAAUUAUCACAUGGGAUUCUUGAUCACUGAGGAUGAAAGCAAAGAGGAUUCAGGUGAAGAGCAAGUUCCUGAUUUUGUCACUUUUCUUUAUCAAAUAACCAGAGGAAUUGCAGCAAGGAGUUACGGACUAAAUGUGGCUAAACUAGCAGAUGUUCCUGGAGAAAUUUUAAAGAAAGCAGCUAGCAAGUCAAAAGAGUUAGAAGGAUUAGUAAAUAUGAAGAGGAAAAAGCUAAAGUAUUUUGCAAAGUUAUGGAUGAUAAAUGAUGCAAAAGACCUGCAAAAAUGGAGAGACGAGUUUGAAAUGGAAGAAAUUCCAGACUUCUCUUCUUGAUGAAAACGAAGACUACAUUUUUGGACAAAACAUGGAGAAUUAAAAAUACCAUCUGUACAAAAAACUCUCCAGUAACAGCCUAUCUUUGUGUGAUGUGAGCGUAAAAUCAGAACUCUGGUAUAUUCCCAUGGGAAACAGGCCUUUUGUGUAGAAAGUCUGUUCCAGGUUCUUGUCAUCCUGACUUAGAAAAGUAUAAACAGUUUUGAAUAUUAAGACUUCUGUUACAUAAUUUAAAAACUUCAUGAAUAGUAAACUUCACAUAAAAUUGAUCACCUAAAUGAAGCCUAACAUGAACCUUUAGAGAGUGAUAGGAAAAUUUAAUUCAUAUUUUUAUUUGUUCCAGUUCAGAUUAAUUUGCAACGGGGUGAGACAUCUAGCAGAAAUAAACCUUUUCGCUUGAACUAAA